Molecule: messenger RNA, 2313 nt
Organism: Fundulus heteroclitus (mummichog)
Lineage: Eukaryota; Metazoa; Chordata; Actinopteri; Cyprinodontiformes; Fundulidae
Exons: 9
Coding region: 1490-2152 (220 amino acids)
Source: RefSeq, a predicted model, not a curated record
CAGAUGUUCGAUCUGUGGUCUGACCUAAGAUGGCUGCCCUGUAGGCACGUCAGACUAGCGGCCGUCAGCGUCCAAUGGGGCAUCUACGUAUAUGAUGUCUAUGUCUGAAACCAGUACAAAAUGUAGUCGUGUUUGUUAGCCAUAAAUCUCACAAAGCUAGUAACGUUAUGUAUAAAGUAGCGUUUACUGAUGAACCUAGAAGAGUUUUUUGUCUGACUGUGAUUUAUUUUCAACCACGGAAUGCAUGGUCCCUCUUCCUUUAUCUAAAUGAGUCCCCGAACAAAAAAGUGUCAUUGUUUGUAUUAUAACUUUAUAUAUAAACAUUUAUUUCUCUUUGUUGAAGUUAUAAGCGAUGGCAAGUCACAUCAACGCCAAGCAAGGCACACCCUCGGCCUCCAGAGCCACCAGUGUCCAGUAUCACUGAGGAAUCGGAUCGGGAUCACAUUGUUGCUGAACCGGGUGUCCAGCCACUGUCUGCAGGGGGAGAAGUAGGAGAUUUGGAAUCAAGCAUGCACUCUCUGAGCAUUGCUGAAGAACACCGCCCAGACUCUCCAGACAAAGAAGACACCAAUGACCUGCGGAACACUGUGUAAGUGUUGUUUAGUAGUGGUUUCAUUUUCUGUCAGUGUCUUUUCUCCCAUCUAAAAUAAUUUUCAUGUGGUUCCUGAUCAGCAUUGAGAUGGAUGACCUUUGGGCCGAUCCAAGUGAAAUGGGCUUGGAAGAUGGAGACAGCUCAGAUGAGGAUUUUGUCCAUUCUCUUUACCUACGGUAUAUUUGUAUUGUGAAUUUAUUAUUUUCUGGGUGAAUUUAUCAAUAUGCUUAGGCAUUUGUCAAACACAACACCUUGACCAAUGUCCACUCAUUAUUACUCUUUCUUCAGAAUGGUUGGGGGUGAAAAAAAUAAGCUGGCUAAUAUAAGUGUGGAUGAAGUAGUGUAUGACUUCGACACACCGGAUCCUCCUGGCCAAGACUCUGAAUCCACCACAGAUUCACACAGAGUAUCGUCUGAAGAUGACCUGGUUGGCAAAACUGCAAACAUUACCUUCAAUGAGAAUCUUCUGACUCUGGCCAGGCACUUGAGACUGCCACCCACAGUAACAGUGCAGUUAUGUUGAUAGAGUGCUUGGGGUAGCAUGCCUGGGUUCCCCACCAUUUCAAGUGACUUUGAAAACUCGGGGGACUGGAGUAAUUUUGGAAUGGUUAUGCCCCUUCGGACACUCCUUGUGGAAGUGGAAUUCUCAGCCGACCCUGAGGUUUGGUAUGCAGGGUGGUGACUUCAUGCUGUCUGCCAACAUUCUCCUGUCUGGCAACAACUACAGGAAAGUAGCAUUGCUGUUCAAGUUUAUGGCGAUGGGGAUGGUCUCAGAGUCAACUUUCUUCAGGAUAAAAGAUGCCUACUGCAUCGAGCCAGUGCAGGAGUACUGGGACAAAACCAGGGCUGAAGCCUUGGAAAGUCUUCGACAAAAGGACCGUGUUGUUGUCCUAGGUGAUGGCAGAAUGGACUCCCCUGAUGAUGUGGGUUGGCGUGCUGCACCACGUACGGGACGAGCACUCUUGGGCAACUGGGUGCUGUCAGCACGAGCCACUGGAGGAAGGCAGCCAGGAGAAGCCAUGGAUAAAACAAGGUUCUGCCGCUCACAAGGCAUUGGCUGGAGUUGUGCUCGACAAGCGAUGGUUGGGCCUGGUGAAAAAGUUCUUGAACUUCAGGACCACAUCUGAUUUGGAGUCCUUCCAAAAUCACCUCCUGAUGUACUCAUCAAAGCGGCACGCCUACACACCAUUUGUCUACAAGACAAGGACACUACUGGCAGCCAUUGACUACAACAAGCACAAUCGGCGCCUUCCUGCACGCAACCUGGAUGGUCAAAAAAUCUACAGACGCUCAUACAACAAGAAGUCAAAGAGCUGGAGUGUCUACACCAUGAAGGAAAAGAAGCAGUACAGCUACAUUCCUGACCUUCAGAGGGCAAUUCUGGCAAGGAGGCUGGGAAGUGGCAAAGGCCUUCCCCGCAAGCAGACUUUGAGGCCUGCUGACCCAAGGCGCCUUGGUUUGCUCGCGCCGGAACAGCCACCUCCUACAGCUGAACUUGUAAGCAGACAUGUGUCCCGUGGGGACUUGGGCCACAGAGACACAGAGGACCUAGAGGACUGAGCAGAUGGAUGUUUACGAUCCAAAGUGUUUGAAUUCUGUAAAUAGGAAGUUAGGAGGCACUUUUCUCUCGUGGUGAAACAUGUACAGAUCUUUAUUUGUAAAUAAACUUUGAAAACAAUGUGUGUUGUGCUGGUAUGUCAAUAAAGCAAAAAUGUAAAAAA